UCCCAGCUCUGUCUGUCUCUGUCACACUGUUCUGCCUGUCCCACACUUGUCAGUCAUGAAUCUUAUGUUCCGCAAGAACUUCAGCGGCGAGAAGGGACUCGGUGGUGGUGGAGGAGGAGGCGGCGGACUGGAGGGUCGGUCGACCCUCGGCACCGCUUACGGGCCGUCCACUUUGGGGUACACGGGGACUCGGUUCGGCGUGGUGCGCGGCGCCGGCCAGUCGGCCGUCGGGACGCGCGCACCGAUCCGACGCAGCAGAGAGUUCGGCUACUUCCCCUCGAUGGCCGAUCACGAGCACCAGGGCUUCGGCUACCGGACUCAUCUGUUUCUCACGCCACCGACAGGCGGCGCCCUCGGCUCGCCGCCGGAUGAGCCAACCGAGAGGCUUGGGCCGCCACCCAGGAAGAACUCUGGGCCCCAUGUGAUCAAGUGGGGCGGUGGUGGGGGCGCUGGCAGUGGUUCGGCGCAGGGAUCCGGAGCUGGGGGUCAGGCCAGGAGGAAACAGGUCCAGACUGCGCAGCAGAAGGAACCCUCGGAACCACCUACACCCACUGCUUCGAGACAGGUUUCCUUCAGCGGUAACCGAGCGUCUGGCGCGUACACGCCCCUGGUGGUUUCCGGAAACAGCCCUCCGCGUGGCGAACCAAUCUCCCUGGCCACCUUGGACCGCGACUGUUUCAUCAUUCCCCUAGCUUCUCUCGAACGUUUUUUACCCGCGGGAGUACCGCUUUAUUCCAACUCGUUCCAGCACGCGCCAAUCGCGGACAAGAAGAGACCAGGAAGCCCUCUGUCGGUCCUCGAAGUCGAGGACCCGAAGCAAUGUGUUCUCGCCCACUUUAUGACGCCCCUGGAGCCACUGGAUCCUUUGGUCGAGUCUCCAGUCUCGCGACCUUUGGUCCUCCAACGUGACACCGCGGCUGAAUUGGUCGCCGAAAUUGCGCCCUCUGCUUCCCAGAGCAUCUUGCUCACGAACAUGGAGAAAAAUUCGGACUUUCCCUUCAUCACCUAUUACCUAAUAAACAAGCAGAACACGGAUCCCGUAGAUUUCUAUAAUGAGGUUCAAUGCGCUGCUCUGAGGAAGUUCGACCCUCGGGACCUUCGUUACGCCGCCAGUCACACGUUGGAUCUGUUCAACGAAGUGGCCACCAUAGCCAGGCCACCACUGGAGCCACCUGGUGUCAGACCACCGAUUCCGUCCACCGGUUAUAUUGUCUCGAUUUUUAAGGUUUUCGAGGGCGACGACGGCCUCAAGUUCGAGCAGAACUGGCUCUAUUGGACCGGUGCCCGUAUGAUGUACCGAUAUUUGCCGAGAUCGGUGGGCCUGAGACGAAUCACACUGCACAAGUCCAUGUCGCAGGGCGACAAGAUGUACCUCCUGAUCUGCGAAUGUUCGCAACUGCAAGACAAUCUCUCCGCGGCGGCGAUAUUGUUGCCCGCGCUACGGGCCCGUUUGUGCGGCUACACCGGUCUCUACAGGCCCUCGGUGUGCUUCUGAUUCCUCAGGAAACGCUGACCACGCGCACACAACGUCAAAGCGGUGCAACAGGACAGGGCCACUUUGUAAAUUUCCCAUUUAUUGGGGAACGAAUCGUUUGGAACGAGGCUGGCCCCCUGUUUAUUCGUUCAUAUCGGACUCGCUGCGAUUCAGAGUUCGUGGCGUUGCGUGGUUUAGCGUUGCUAUCUACUCACCGAACGCAAUAUUCUGCUCUAGUCGAUAAGGGUCUCUUGGUCUAGCAUGGCAAGAGAAUCGCUUUGAUCAGCGAAAGACAUGGGAACGUAAAGCUUUAUCGUUACACGAUAAAACCUCUGUGUAAUGGGGAGCUUUCAAGGGCUCGUUUCGUUCGGUCGUAAUAACAGCCUCUGCAAUAUUUGUAGCCCGCUCUCUGUACAAUACAUACACUUUGAUCGUUUCACGAAUUCUCCCGGUUUUAUAAAGUCACUUAUUUUCUUAUAUCGCACCAUGUACCACCGCGGUGUAACGAGUUUCGCGUGGUUGUAACGCGCCACUCGCCACUUUAUCGAGCUGUACUGCCGACGUUAUUACGAAUCUCGCAUUCUCACGAAACGAGCUCUACCGCCACUCCCUUGCCAGAGUUCAGUGGCCAGUCAACGGGAGAAAUCGGAGACCUAUUUUAUCUCGUGAUCUCUGGUCACAACGAAAUGGUAAAAGAUAUCGUUAAAGGGAGGCACGUUCGUAUACGCUUUAGGGAAAUCUCGAUGAUAAAUCUGUACGCUUCGGGCUGCAUACCCGUCUAGCAACGCCUCUGGCCAGUUUGUAUUUUUCGACUUUACAUAUUUCAUCCAGCGUUUUAUGCGAGCGUACGCGUCGUUCGAUAACCGAGCGCAACUUGCAUGUACAUAACAUAGAGAUUUGCGAGACACUUUUAUUACUAUAUCGACGACUAUCGAUUAAAUCGCUAACUACAUAUCAUAUACUCGAAAAACUGUGAUAUUCGAACGAUUGCCGCAUAUAUCACAACGAACGCAGUGAGAAGGUGUCGCGAAAACUUCUUGAUAAAAGGAUACUCUUUGAAAAUGCUACACACACUCUUUUUCGAGAUCAGUUAGAGGAAGAAAAAUCAAAUCUCGGCAUGAUACAGGCUUUUCAGGUCGAGAGCGCUCUGUAAACAUAAUCUUCAGAUCUUUUACUAAUUGCAUUCACACGUUUGAUAUUACAUAUCCUUGCCUGGAUUAUCGAUACUCGCGGGUUUUCAGUGCAAACGACGUGAUUUACGGAUGAAUUAUGACUUCGAAGUUGAAACUGCGAGUUUAGCACGUUCUUUGUUUAACUUCUGAAUUUGUACUUCGUUCGUCGUUAACGAUGAAAGGAUAGAUCUCUCGCGUCUUUUUUAUCGCUGUGAGGAAAAAGUAGAUCGAUCGACAGACACGGAGAAAGCUUAUACCAGAUCUUUCUUAGGUGCCCGUAGAAAUUUUAGAGUGAGGACGAGUAGUGUGAUUCGGCAUUGUAGUACAAAAGACGAGAAAACAAAUAAAAACGUAUAGUCAAUAUACGCUUGUUGCAUACAGACAAUAGCUAGAAUGAUUGCGCAGGCGCGAUCAGUUAACGUAGAUUUUUAAGGAUCCAACGGCGUAUGACUUAUUACAAUACGUCCCUUCGUACUCGCUGAAACAAAAAUGUGGAACAAGAUGCCCUUUAAAUAUAAGACGAACGAACAAACAAACGAGAAAUAAAAAAAAAAACUCGCGAUUUUACUGUGAUCCCCACGUGUAUCGCGAUUGAAACGAUACACUCAUAAAAUAUGUGUGCGAUUGAGCGCGGCUCAAAGACCGCGUGACUGCGUGACUCGAUUACGUGAGGUGUGAUUGUCAUUGAAGAGAAACGCUGUUAAAUAACGAUUCUUUGCCUGCACAAGUUUGUUUAUGAAAAUACUUUUGCUCCACGAGGGAGUAACGCCUCUUCAGGGUAACAUUGCGAUCGUACCAGAAAAUCGAGUUCUAUCUGCGGAUCCGAUCGCGGAAUCCUGACAGUUUCAUUAGAUAAAAUGAGAUUGUACGAUACAUUGAUACUUCGCAAUUAUAAUAGAAUUUAUUAUAUCAUGUACAACGAAUAA
Messenger RNA from Eufriesea mexicana, 3572 nucleotides. RefSeq lists its product as uncharacterized. The record is from RefSeq and is a predicted model, not a curated record. Bases 56 to 1495 code for a protein of 479 amino acids. Lineage: Eukaryota; Metazoa; Arthropoda; Insecta; Hymenoptera; Apidae. The transcript is spliced from 5 exons.